AUGACAGCGGCCAGCAGUCCUGUCAGCAGUCCCUUCUCUUCCCACUCAUCACCCGCCUGCUUGCCAGCAUGCCCUCAAAGAAAAUCCGACAACACCCGGACCCCACUGCACCUGCGCUCGGCACCGGGCGCGUGGCUAAUGGUGGGCGUAGUGGUGGUGCUGGCGGGGAUGUGUGUGGCCGUUGCGGGGUAUGUAUCAGCGCCACCGAGGCCCAUCGGCGGCCGCGGGUCCAGCCACGUGGACAGGAUGAAAUUGGCCGGGCCUGUGGUGAUGGGCAUUGGCCUGUUCAUCUUCAUAUGCGCCGCCACCCUACUCUAUGAGAACCGGGAUCGGGAGGUGCACAGGCUAGAGAUGUGCGACGACUUUGAGAACUUGAAGGAGGACCUCGGGUGGGAGGACUCGCAAGAGCGUGCUAGUUUCAGUAGUCAAGAACAGUGGGAGAUUAGAGAUGAGGAGCAGGAGUGCUUUAUGCUACCUCUUUCCAAUGAGGACUGGAGCCUCUUCCCCUCUCCACUUUCGUUUGCGUGCCAGAACCUUGAGGACAUCAACCGAUCACCCUUACGUCAUCUAGAAACAGAGGACGUGGCUGAAAGUGAGGGCAGAGCAACACAUCUGGCUCGGGUUCUACACCACCAGGAGCCAAGUCCUCACUCGUCCUCCCCUGACCCAUCCGAUCUUCAGUCCUCCACCUUCCCAGAUGACUCAAGUGAGAGUAACAUUCACCCACAGAUCGGCCCUGCAGUUCCUGAACACUGA
Messenger RNA from Nerophis lumbriciformis (worm pipefish), 756 nucleotides. NCBI's taxonomy places the organism in Eukaryota, Metazoa, Chordata, Actinopteri, Syngnathiformes, Syngnathidae. The record is from RefSeq and is a predicted model, not a curated record.